Molecule: messenger RNA, 804 nt
Organism: Botrytis porri
Lineage: Eukaryota; Fungi; Ascomycota; Leotiomycetes; Helotiales; Sclerotiniaceae
Exons: 3
Coding region: 1-804 (267 amino acids)
Source: RefSeq, a predicted model, not a curated record
AUGGGUGACCCCUUACUACGAAUGGCGCGCCUACUAGGAAUGGGAUCUCUUGGAAACGGUCCACUGCCUGAUGACGGAGUUGAUCGUACACCAACAGAAAGACAUUUUUACAACACUAGAGAAUCGUACGCCAGUCAAGGAUGGUCGAACCAUUUUCUUUCGACUGAUGAACGAGUAAGAUACUUGGAACGCAGUAACCUGGCUCCGCUUUCAACAAACAGAGAUACGUUCCUUGCUCUGCCUUGCGAUCACAAAGACGGAUGGUAUAUGGGUGCAACUCACUUCACCUGCCCAUCAGUUACAAGAUUUAUUCCAUGUGGACAAGAAAUGGCAUAUUAUUUCAACGACCAUGGUUGUUCUCCAGAUUGGCUUCUCAAGGGCCUUAUGCUUCUACCUUGGCUAAUUAGAGAAAUUAUCUAUGAACAUGUCGUUCAUUAUAAGGGUCUCUUUAGUUUGGUUACCACGAAUGAUAUGUUAACAUCCCCAACAGAGACUAAGAAAACAGAUAGCGAUUUCGCCUCCAAUAAGUAUUAUGGGGUUAUUACACUUGAAAAUAAGGUUGGGAUGACGACGAAUCAUGCAAUGGGAGAGUUUUGUUGGAUAAGAGGGUUUGCCGAAGUGUUGCGAAGACGAGAAAGCGACGGUAGCCAAGAGGCGAAAGAGGGAUUUCUUGGGUUCAUUUGCACGCGUGUGGUGUGGUCUGUGAAAUGUUGUAACCAAGAUUGGAAGAGUGAUCGUAACACUCCUAUCAUUGAGAAGUCUUUGACAUGGUUGAAGAGAAACAGAUUUUUCAUUCCUGCGUAA